UGAUCGCUCUGCCUCUCUUUCACCCCAGCGCCACCACCAUCGUUCUCUCUCUCUCUCUCUCUCUUCCCUGAAUUCCGAUUUUCUCUCACUAGGAUGGCCAGCACAGAACCGGAGCACGAGCGCCGCGACGGCGAGGAAGCCCCCGCCGGCGACGACGAGGACACCGGAGCCCAAGUCGCUCCCAUCGUCAGGCUCGAAGAGGUCGCCGUCACCACCGGCGAGGAAGACGAAGACGCCAUCCUCGAUUUAAAGUCGAAGCUUUAUCGAUUCGACAAGGAAGGAAAUCAGUGGAAAGAGAGGGGUGCUGGUUCUGUCAAGUUUUUGAAGCACAAGGAAACUGGGAAGGUCCGGCUGGUCAUGAGACAGUCCAAGACCCUCAAGAUCUGUGCCAAUCAUCUUAUCCUUCCGACUAUGUCGGUCCAGGAACAUGCCGGGAACGACAAGUCCUGCGUUUGGCACGCGAGGGACUUUGCUGACGGAGAGCUGAAGGAUGAGCUCUUCUGUAUCAGAUUUGCAUCCGUCGAAAAUUGCAAAAACUUCAUGGAGACGUUCCAGGAGGUUGCUGAAUCUCAACAGAAGAAAGAGGAAAAUGAAGAUGCAAAAGCAACUGCAGGGCUCCUUGAUAAGUUGACUGUUGAGGAAAAGAAAACAGAAGAUAAAUCAGGUGAAGAUGUGCCAGCAUCAAAGGAAGUAGGCAAAGCAGAAACUGAACCUACCCCAGCAGACGGGAAGAAGAAAAGUGAGCCUGCUUCCUCAGCUUAAAGGGGGACUGCUUUUGCACCAGGAUCUACCGGGCACAAUGAGGUUGUGGCUUUCUGAUGUUCUUUUUCUGCCUGUCUCUUGGCAUUUGUCUGGGUUGGUCCUCUAGUUUCUGGUCUUUCAAAUGAUUUGUUGGUCCGGACGAGUUGAUGGCUGUUAUCUGAUUGGGUUUUGUUGAGGCUUUUUGCUUUUCCUUUCACCUUCAGAACACUUGGAAAUUGAUUAUUAGUUGGUGGAAGUUACAGUAAGAGGCAGUGACAGUAUCACCGUCAAAAUUGAGUUGGGUCAUACUUGCAUAUGUUAUGCUGGAUUUAUCUGUACCGUGUGAAGAGUCACUCUGCAUAAUGUAUGCGGAUAGAUUCGUUUUCUAGACAUGCAAUGGGGAAAUGUUGUCUUUUGUUUAAUUA
Molecule: messenger RNA, 1166 nt
Organism: Syzygium oleosum
Lineage: Eukaryota; Viridiplantae; Streptophyta; Magnoliopsida; Myrtales; Myrtaceae
Product: ran-binding protein 1 homolog a-like
Exons: 4
Coding region: 94-762 (222 amino acids)
Biological process (GO): nucleocytoplasmic transport
Cellular component (GO): nuclear pore; cytoplasm
Molecular function (GO): GTPase activator activity
Source: RefSeq, a predicted model, not a curated record